Messenger RNA from Scatophagus argus, 3218 nucleotides. It is a transcript of the gene smarcc1b, whose product is annotated as SWI/SNF related, matrix associated, actin dependent regulator of chromatin, subfamily c, member 1b. The transcript is spliced from 28 exons. Gene Ontology annotation, molecular function: histone binding; nucleosomal DNA binding. Gene Ontology annotation, cellular component: nBAF complex; SWI/SNF complex; npBAF complex. Gene Ontology annotation, biological process: positive regulation of DNA-templated transcription. The record is from RefSeq and is a predicted model, not a curated record. NCBI's taxonomy places the organism in Eukaryota, Metazoa, Chordata, Actinopteri, Scatophagidae. The coding region runs from base 98 to 2947 and encodes 949 amino acids.
GAUCGCGUUGCGCCUCGCGAGAGAAAGUGAGAACGUAAAAGCUAGCGAGCGCGCUAGCCGAUUUUGUUCACCCGUUUGAGACUAAUCCCGUUUUAUUAUGGCCACAAUGUCCGUGGGAACAAACCUUGGGAUUCCCGGGACAAGCCAAGCCAGCACCGGAACACCCACACCCCGGAAAAAAGACAGCAGUCCGUCCGCUAGGUUCUGGGAGAGCCCGGAUACUUUAGCCCAACUGGAGGUGGUGCGACAGUGGAUCGGGAAACAUUACAAAAAGUAUGUGCAGGUGGAUGCCCCGUCGUGUCAGGUUCUGGCUUCAGUGACCCUGCAGCUUCUCCAGUUCCAAGAGGAUGCAUUUGGCAGGCAAGCUGCCAGUCCUGCUCUCACCAAGCUACCCGCACAGUGCUUCCUGGAUCUGCGGCCAGGGGGUGGACUCUGCCACAUUCUUGGGACUGCCUACAAGUUCAAGGCUGAGCAAGGCUGGCGGAGGUUUGACCUGCAGAACCCAUCAAGAAUUGACAGGAAUGUAGAGAUGUUUGGUAGUAUUGAAAGAGCGCUGAUCCAGAACAAUUGUAUGUCACUGCCUGUGGUAUAUGUGGACGCCACACUAGAUCAGGAACUGGCUGGAAGACUUACUGCUAUUAUCGCAAAACACCAGGGUACGCUCACUGAGGAUCGAGCACUCGCCAGUCACCAUGUUUACCCUUCGCCUGCUUCUUCAGAGGAAGAUGAAUGGAUGCGUCCAGUCAUGCGGAAAGACAAACAUACCCUGGUACACUGGGGCAUGCACCCUGACAGUUAUGACAGUUGGCUGUCCUCAAGUGAUGUGGAAGGAGAGGUUGAAGAGCCACCACAUUCAGAAAAGCCAUGGCGGGUCCACGCUGGCUGGGUUCUGGAUACAGAUGCUUUCAACGAGUGGAUGAACGAGGAAGACUAUUGUGUUGAUGAGAGGAAUGUACCGGUCAUUCUCCGUCAGCGUAUUCACCUCCGAGACGAGCAGGACUCCAGAUCCACCCCCUCCAAAAAGAGAAGACGUUCCCCCUCUCCUUCCUUUGAGGGCAGGAAGAAAGGAAAGAAGGGGAGAAGACGUGGACAACAAGAAGAAGAGCCCGAGGAGGACUUAACCAAAGACAUGGAGGACCCUACGCCCGUUCCUAACAUGGAGGAAGUCGUACUACCCAAGAUAGUCAACUUAAAGAAGGACAGUGAGAAUACUCCUGUCAAAGGAGGAAUCAUGGCUGAUCUGGAUGAACAGGAGGAUGAUUUCCCAGGAAGGGAAGAUGAGGAGGGGAGAGGGGAGAUAUCUCGCUUCUCUGAGGGAGAGGACAACGUCACAGAGCAAACCCAUCAUAUCAUAAUACCAAGCUACACAUCUUGGUUCAACUACAACAGCAUUCACUCAAUAGAGAAACGUGCAUUACCAGAAUUCUUCAAUGGAAAGAACAAGUCCAAAUCUCCAGAAAUUUACCUGGCGUACCGUAACUUCAUGAUUGACACAUACCGACUCAACCCCCAAGAAUACCUCAGUUCAACUACCUGCAGGCGAAACCUCACUGGAGAUGUCUGUGCUGUUAUGAGGGUUCAUGCGUUUUUGGAGCAGUGGGGUUUGAUUAACUACCAGGUGGAUGCAGAGAGCAGACCCCUCCCCAUGGGACCCCCACCCACCCCUCAUUUCAACGUACUAACUGACACACCGUCUGGGCUGGCCCCCCUACAACACAAACCACUGCAGGUGUCGGCCUCGCAGCACAUGUUGUUUUUCCCAGAGAAGAGCAGAGAGAAGCCUUCAGACUGCCAGAAUUUUGGCCUGCGCACAGACAUCUACACCAAGAAACACCCUAAGACUAAAGGAGCGAGUGCAGGAAGGGAAUGGACAGAGCAGGAGACCCUCUUGUUGUUAGAGGCCUUAGAGGUCUACAGAGAUGACUGGAACAAAGUAUCCGAACACGUGGGCUCCAGAACGCAAGACGAGUGUAUCCUCCACUUUCUUCGACUGCCUAUAGAAGACCCUUACCUAGAAGACUCCUCGGCCUCCCUCGGCCCACUGGCAUACCAGCCUGUGCCUUUCAGCCAAUCAGAAAAUCCCGUAAUGAGCACUGUGGCCUUCCUGGCAUCUGUAGUGGAUCCACGGGUGGCGUCAUCUGCAGCUAAGGCCGCACUGGAGGAGUUUUCCCGAGUGCAGGAGGAGUCAGUGGAUAAGAUCUCUGAAAUGUCCAACCAUCCAGAUAAAACAGAAUCGAUGGAUGCAGACAAAAUGGAGACCAACUCCACCUCCCAUCAGAUCCAUUUAAGGGCAGAUGGGCUCAAGGUGGAACCCAGUGCCAAAGUGGAGGGAGAACGAGUCAAAAGGGAAAAUGCUGAGAAUAUACUUGCAGAGGAUAGAGAUGGAAGAGGAGAUGACGAUGAGAGCCUAGGGCGGCGGGAGGGCGACGGGGAUGAGAGGAGAGUGAUGGAGCAGGAAAUGGUGGAGGGCAGUGUCACCACGGCGGCAGCAGCUGCUCUGGCCUCAGCUGCCACAAAGGCCAAGCACUUGGCGGCAGUAGAAGAGAGGAAGAUAAAGUCCCUGGUGGCUCUGCUGGUGGAGACCCAGAUGAAGAAGCUGGAGAUAAAACUGAGGCACUUUGAAGAGCUGGAGACCAUCAUGGAUCGUGAGAAGGAGGCGUUAGAGCAGCAGCGGCAGCAGCUCCUGUCAGAGAGACAGACGUUCCACACAGAGCAGCUGAAGCAGGCAGAGAUGAAGGUUCGCCAGCAGAGGGAGCAGCAGGGGCAGCAGGGAUACACGGUGCCGCAUUCAGGCCAGGGUAUACCAAACCGAAUGAUACCUGGCGGAGGAAAUUCCCAGGCGAUGGCCCCUCGACACCCUGGAGCUCCUAAUGGCAUGUAUCCGUCCUCGCAGCCUGAUGGGAUAGCACCAGCUCAGCCAGGUCCUCCAGCGCCCAGUCACAGCUGAAGGGACCGCAGAACAAGACACACACACGCACACACACACACACACACACACACACAUCAGUCCUUCAACCAGAACACACAUGGAAAAUGUAACACUGGCGUAAUUGUUCAGGAACACCAGUUUAAAAAUUUACUGAAAGACACACAAGCACACAGACACAGUUGAUGUGCAUUUGGUCAACGGCUCAGUUUGUCUUAUCUGUGAAAUAUUUGUGCUUUGAUGUCAGAGUUGAGAAUUCAACUCAUUAAAGAUGUUUUACAUGAAACUGAAA